This is a messenger RNA of Drosophila suzukii, 1745 nucleotides long. Lineage: Eukaryota; Metazoa; Arthropoda; Insecta; Diptera; Drosophilidae. The record is from RefSeq and is a predicted model, not a curated record.
AUGAUUAUCUUGUGGCUGGUUAUUGGCUUUAGUGUGCUGCUGCACUGGCUCUACAGGAUCAACAAGAACUAUUGUGUCCUGUCCUUCUUCUCCAGAAGAAUUCAAUCGAAAGAUGGUACACCUGUGGAGAGCAUAGCUCCCAUACCCAAGGGUAAGACCAUAUUCGGCAACACUUUCGACCUGUACGGCAGAGACCACGCUGGUGUUUUUGAACACUCCCGCGAACGAGCGAAGCAAAUGGGAACUAGCUAUAUUGAAUAUUUAAUGGGAACGGCCGUUUACAAUGUAAUCGAUGCGGAUACCGCGGAUAAUGUACUCAACCACCCUAAUCUGAUAUCCAAGGGACUUGUCUACAAUUUCCUACAUCCAUUUUUAAGAACGGGUUUGCUGACAUCAACUGGUAAAAAAUGGCAUGCACGUCGUAAGAUGCUCACCCCGACAUUCCAUUUUAAUAUAUUGAAUCAGUUCCAGGAGAUCUUCAAAGCGGAGAGUGUAAAGUUCCUUAAGCAGUUCGAGGGUCAAGAUGAGGAAAUUAUCACAUUACACGAUGUUAUUCCAAGAUUUACUCUAAACAGUAUUUGUGAGACUGCCAUGGGAGUUAAGCUGGAUGAGAUGGCGGAGAAGGGCGAUCGGUACAGGGAGAACUUCAGUCAGAUUGAAGAUUGUUUCAUUCGCCGAUUGAGCAACCCCUUUCUUUGGGGCGAUACACUGUUCAACAUGUUUGCAGCAAAAGAUUAUGCUGCUGCCCUGGAUGUGGUGCAUGGAUUUUCCAGUGAGAUUAUAGCUAAGAGGAGGGUUUUGCUUAAGGAUGAGCUGGACAACAGACAGGCCACACAGACAGCCGACGAUGAUGUAUUUGUCCCAAAGAAGCGAUUCGCCAUGCUGGACACCCUAAUUUGCGCUGAAAAGGAUGGCCUUAUCGAUCACAUAGGCAUUUGUGAGGAGGUGGAUACUCUCAUGUUUGAAGGUUACGAUACCACUUCAAUUGGACUUAUCUUUGGUCUGAUGAACAUGUCUUUGCAUCUCGACAAGCAGGAAAUAUGCUUCCAGGAGAUUCAAGACCACAUAGAUGAUGACCUGAGCAACUUGGACGUGAAUCAAUUGAAUAAGCUGAAAUACCUGGAGUACUUCAUGAAGGAAACCAUGCGCCUGUUUCCCUCGGUUCCCAUUAUGGCUCGUGAACCCGUUCAGGAUACAGAGCUGGCCAAUGGUCUGAUUAUUCCGAAGGGUUCUCAGAUUACCAUUCAUGUAUUUGAUAUUCAUCGGAAUGCCAAGUACUGGGACUCGCCUGAAGAGUUCCGUCCGGAGAGAUUCCUACCCGAAAAUGUUCAGAACCGUCAUACCUACGCCUAUAUUCCAUUUAGUGCUGGUCAAAGAAAUUGUAUUGGUCAAAAGUAUGCCAUGCAGGAGAUGAAAACCCUUAUGGUCGUCCUUCUCAAGAAGUUCAAGAUUUUGCCAGCCAUCGAUCCCAAAAAGAUUAUUUUUCAUACGGGUAUAACUCUGCGUACCCAAAACAAAAUUAAAGUACAACUUUCAAGACGGAAAUAGGUUAAGUGCUAAGCAAUUCAAUGAAAUCAAGUGCUUAAAGCAUUUUUUUUUAAAUCAUUUUUUUUUUGGAUAUUACUUUGCCUUCAAUUUUGUUCACAAAAAAAUGUACAAAAUAGAAUUUUGUCUAUUUGUAAAUACUCACUGUUUAUAAUGCACUUUUUAAUAAAUGGUUAUUGGUAUAGAACAUUUUAUAGAAA